This is a messenger RNA of Tyto alba (common barn owl), 2251 nucleotides long. RefSeq names its product nicotinamide nucleotide adenylyltransferase 1 (gene NMNAT1). Gene Ontology annotation, molecular function: nicotinamide-nucleotide adenylyltransferase activity; nicotinate-nucleotide adenylyltransferase activity. The coding region runs from base 348 to 1196 and encodes 282 amino acids. The record is from RefSeq and is a predicted model, not a curated record. The transcript is spliced from 6 exons. Lineage: Eukaryota; Metazoa; Chordata; Aves; Strigiformes; Tytonidae. Gene Ontology annotation, biological process: NAD+ biosynthetic process.
CGGACGGCGCGGAUAGACAGGCAAGCAGACAGACAGACAGACAGGCAGCCGGCGCGGACAGACAGACAGACAGAGAGACACACAGCCGGCUCGGAGCGGUGGCGGGGGGGACCUGCUGGGCUGGGGCCUGAUCCUGCGCCCCGCGCGUUCCGGUGCCGUGUGCGGGUCUCCGGCGGCGUGGAGCUGUGGGGAGGAAGGUGGCGGCAGCGCUCAGCAUGCGGAGCUUCCAGCCGCUGCCGACACACCGUUAAACUUCAUAUUUACUGGGAGAAAAUCAACCCUUUUCAAAUUUGCAGCAUGAGUCACUUUCUUUGGAAAUGGCUCAUAACUAGCACCAACAUUCAGCCAUGGAUGAUCAGGACAAGAAAACUGAAGUUGUACUGCUGGCCUGCGGGUCCUUCAAUCCCAUCACCAACAUGCAUCUAAGAAUGUUUGAGCUGGCUAGAGACUACUUUCAUGAAACAGGAAACUACAGAGUAAUCAAAGGAAUAAUUUCACCAGUAGGUGAUGCAUAUAAGAAGAAAGGUCUGAUCAGUGCGAAUCACCGAGUAACUAUGGCAAAACUAGCUACAAAAAACUCAGAUUGGGUGGAAGUUGAUGAUUGGGAAAGCAGCCAGAGUGAGUGGUUGGAAACACUAAAAGUUUUAAGGUACCAUCAUCAGAAGCUUUUAUCUCCUGAUCCCAGUAAUAGUCUGCAGAAUGCUAUACCUUUAACUAAACCGGGACGGAAGAGGAAACAGGAACCAAAUAGGCAUGACCCUGUUAAAAAGAAAAAUCAGAGUCCAGAUAUAAAAAGUGUCCCACAGGUUAAACUGCUUUGUGGAAGCGACAUGCUUGAAUCUUUUGGGAUCCCAAAUCUGUGGAAGUUGGAGGACAUCACUGAAAUUGUGGAAAAUCAUGGCCUCGUGUGCAUCAGUAGGGCUGGAAACAGUGUUCAGAAAUUCAUCUACGAAUCUGAUAUUUUGUGGAGGCAUAAGAAUAACAUUCACCUUGUGGAAGAAUGGAUCACAAAUGACAUUUCCUCCACCAAGAUUAGGAGAGCACUGAGGAGGGGCCAAAGCAUUCGUUACCUUGUGCCUGAUGUAGUUCAAGAAUACAUAGAAAAAAAUAAUCUGUAUAGUCCAGAGAGUGAAGACAGGAAUGCUGGGGUUGUCUUGGCUCCCUUACAGAAACAUGCAAGUGAUUCCAAGAACUAACAGGCACCAUACAACUAACUUACUUUCUGCUGUGGAAAAAGCUACAGUUAAGUACAGGAAAAUGUGGGGUUUAGGGGUCGUUCUUUUUUUUUGCUUUUUCAAGUAAAUAGUGAGCUAAUUCUGUGGCUUUGGUGCAUACGUACUUGCUUUUGAGGUUUGGUGCACUCAAGAAUUGGACCUAAACAAUCUUUUUUAAAUCCAAUAAUAAGAUUUUCACAUUUAAAUAUUUUGUCACAGUGCAGUGAACUAAGUAUAAGAAUUCAUGCAUGCAUAUGAGAAUACAAAUUAGCAAGCAAAACAAAUGAAAAUCUUCUGAUUAGUUUUAACUCAGACUGCUCUGAUUGCAAUUUGUAAUAUGCUAACACAAACCCAUUUACUUUCAAAAGGUACCAUUUACUGACAGUAAAUCUAUAGAAUUAAUUUUUUAAAAAAUUGCCAACAUGUGGUGCACCUCAAAGAAAUUAUUUAGCUCUAUCCUGGAAGGGAAAAAUUUACUCCUGGCUGAAGUAGUGCUAGAUAUACCAUGCUUCUUGCUGCCUGCCUUUCACAUAUGCAGCCAGUUUGUCUGCCAUCAUGCAGUUUGCUCCAAGAAAUGCUUUGUGCUUUGCUUUUCCAUUCAUGUUUCCAGAGCUGUACAUUAAGCUCAGCACUGUUUCUCAUGGAAGGACAGACCUACUUCAGAAACUGGUCUAUAGUCAUUGAUUUAAUAGAUAGAAAUUAAUAAUAGUGUCAUUGCACUGAUUCUCAGACAGUUGUCCCUUUAUUUCCAAUAAUAAAUGACCUUUUGAGCCAAAUGCAUACAGCAAGAAUUGUUUUCGGUAACUGGAGUUGAGAAGAAAUGGUACUAUGUUAAGACUAUAGAUAAGUGAAAUGUUUUUCUUUGCUAGAAAUCUGGUUUUGAAUCUAACAAUAUAUUGUCUGUAUUAUGUGAAUAUAAACUUGAGAGGCACUGUGAAUGUCACGGUGAUAGAAUUCUACCUCCCUUUAUUUGCCAUCAUCCCAUUUUUGUUUGGAUUAUGUGCCUUAUUAAAAGUGUCAAGGUUUCCAGGACGCUA